GAGUUCUACUGUAUUCACGAUGUUUCGAGCAAUUUCGAGAAUCUACCAGUUGCAUAUUCUACAAUAUUCUAUUCAAAUAAAAAUCAUUAAAUAUUAAUUUUAUUUCAUCAUUUAACUAAUAAACAAUUUAAUAAUAUUUUAUUAAUUAAUUUUUAAUUAUUUUUAAUAUAUAUUUUUAUAUUGAUGAAAUUUUCUCGACUAGUGUUUCGAAUUUUCUCGAGUUUUUUAUUUAUUUUUAUGUGAUGUCAAAGUAGUGUGUGUGUGUGUGUUUUAUUUUGAUGAUGAUGUCAGUUUGUGAUAUCAUCAUGGAAAUGUUUAUAUUUUUUUUCAAAAUAUGAAUAUAAUUAUUUUAAAUUUAAUUUAUAAUUUUUUUGGAUAGCUGACAGAUUGAUACAAGUGGGAGAUGGAUAGCAUCAUCAUUCAGUUCAUUCUGAGUGUUCUCGAUCAGCUGUGCUUGUAGAUAAAAAAAAAAAAAAAACAACAACAACAACAAUGUGUCAUUGUGUCUUGCAGUCUAAUAUAAAUUGAUAAUAAAUAUGUCAAAUUUUAUUUUAUUGAUGAUUAAUUGGAGCUUGUUAAAUAUCACUGUAAAUAUUUUUAACAAUAAUGGUUCUAUUGAUAAUGGCUAAACUGUAAAUAUUGAUAUAAUAACAAUAAUUUUUCUUUAUCUUGAUAUAUAAUUUUGAGGACAUCUUGACGUUAAAAUUAUUAUCAUAUAUUUUUGUUACAGAUGACAAUUUACAUGACCAUGAAUGAGAGACAACAAUACUAGUUGUCAAGAAGCAUUUGUUAUAUUUUUAAAUACACAAAAGAGUCUUUAAAAAUUUACACAAAGAAGAAGAGACGUUAAAUGAAGUUGAUGAAAACUGUAAAUCACAAAUGAAUAAACAACAUUAACAACAAGAGACAAUUUAAAUUUCAUCAGUUUGAACAACUAGUCAACAAAUUAAUCCAAAUGACUUGAAAGAGAUAGCAUUGUUGACGACAAACAGUGUUGAUGGUGUUGAUGAUUAUCCUGUUUGUAUUAAAGCAAUGAGACAAGCAAAAAGAAGAAAAAGAAAAUUUAACCAUUUUUCAUUUUAAAAACAAUUAUCAUGUUUACCUGGAUCAGAUAUAAAACAUCAUGAUUUAAUUUUAAAUGAAUGGUUGAAUUAUUGUUUAUUUGAAAAUUAAUAUCCAACUAUGAUUUAAUCAAUUAGUUGGAUCUUGGGAAAAAAUUAGAUGCUGAUGUAUAAUUAAUGUCAUCGAAAAAAUAUUGAAAAGCAAGUGCUGAUAUUUUUGGAAGUUCAUUUGAUGAUGAUGAUGAUGAUCGACGACGUAGAUCAUCAACUGGCGUGUGACAUAUUGUACCAUAAUCAAUAAAGAAAAAUAUUGUUGCUAUUUUUUAAUAAACCUCGUUGAUAAAUUUUUUUAUCUUUAUUAAUUUACAUAAUAUUAAUAUAUAUUAAUUGAUCUUUAUUGAAUUUAUUUCUUUUGUUUUCUUCAAUGAUAAUAUGUGCUGCCAAUCGGUAACAUCGGAAAAUUGCUGGUUGUUUCUGGACCUUGUCAGCUGUUAAUUCAACAAAAAUAAACAUAAUAUAAAAACACACACACACUGAUACACAAAAUUAAUAAAAAUAAAUAAAUAAAAAAUUCGCAAAUACGUCAAACGAUUUAUAACAGAUAUAAAAACGUAAAUAACCACAAAAUAAAAAUAACGAAAUUUGAUAUCAUAUUAUAAAAAAAAAUAUACUGAAAUAUUAUUUAUAAAAAAAAAAAAAAAAGAAAAAAAACUGUUAAAUUAUUUAAACUACAAUGCAAAAUAACAACUGGAGAAAUUCACAUGAUAAUUUUUCAAUUAGUGACUUUCAAAAUUUGCCAAAGAUUGAAUAUGUCAAUCAAGAAAAUCAUCAUCAUCUUCCAGCUAAUAAAAAAAAAACAUUGGACAUAACAUUGACAAGUCAAUUAAAUUUUUUUGAUUAUCAAAAAAUUAAUGAUAAUAUACAAAGAAUAAUUUCAUCUGAUGAAAAAACAAUUGUACCAUCUUCUUCAUCAUCAACAUCAUCAAGCCUUGAAAUUGUCAAUAAUUAUGAUAUAAAAAAAAUAAACAAAAAAAGAAAAAACUCAAAUAUUAUCAAUAUUAAUUUACAACAAGCAUUAGAGAAACAUGGAUAUUAUAAUUUACUUGAAUCAUCAACAAAGCCAACAAAAAUAACAAUGGAUAUUUGUAAAUUAAGUGUCAAUAUGUCAAUAGUCAACACACUAUGGCUUAAAAAAAUAAGCCAAAAAAAUAAAAAGAAAAAAUUAACAAAAUUGAAAAGUUUAAUAAUACAAAAACAUAAAUUUAAAAAACAAUCAUCAUCAUCAUCGUCAUCAUCAUCUGAAUUAAUUCCCAUGAAUUUUAAUAAUAGAAAUUUGACAGACACAUGUAGUAUUAAUUUAAAUCAAUUAAAAAUAUCACCAUCAUCAAAUAAUGAUUUAAUUAAUCAAGAAUUGAUUAUAAAAAUGUCAUCAUUAUCAUGUAAUCAUGAUAUUCUUAAUCAUCGUGAUAGCUCAAAGGACAUAAUCAUUGAUGAUGUCAUAACAUUUCAUCCAAAUUUAGAAGAGACAUUGAAUAACAUUAGUUUGCAAACAAAAAUUAAUGAUUAUGAUGGUGAUGAUGAUGAUGAUCAAUACAGUACAUAUUCAAGUCUUGUUAUUGAUGAAAUUCAUGAUAUUGAUAAAAUAAGUAAUUUAAGUAUUCAAGAUGAUAAUAAAAUUGAUCAUCAAAAUAAUGAUUUAAAUAAAAAAAUAUUCUAACAAAUUUAAAGAAUAUUAUUAACAUGUAGAAAAUAUAUUUAUAUAUUUUGUAAGAGUUUUAUUAAGUAAGUAUAUAAUGACAUGUAAAUUGAGUCAAUUGUUUGAGAAAUUAUUUCAGAAAAUAUUUGGAUAUAAAAAAAAAAAUAUAAAUUAUAUAUAAAAUGAAGAUAAAAUUCAAUUUAUUAUUAUUGCAAAAGAAAGUAAUUAAUGUUGAUGAUAAUUUUUUAAAAUUCAUGAUAAUAAAAGUAUUUAUUAUUGUUGUUUUAAUUUUUUUUUUUUCUUUGUUAUUGUUCAGGUGGUGUUAAUAUUAUUGUCAAUAUGGUUGACAAACUAAUUGACAUUAAAAUGGAUUUAUCAGUUGUGUUGGAAUAAUUAUCUAUUAUUGGACAAA
Messenger RNA from Aphidius gifuensis, 3169 nucleotides. RefSeq lists its product as uncharacterized. The record is from RefSeq and is a predicted model, not a curated record. The coding region runs from base 1795 to 2778 and encodes 327 amino acids. NCBI's taxonomy places the organism in Eukaryota, Metazoa, Arthropoda, Insecta, Hymenoptera, Braconidae. The transcript is spliced from 6 exons.